Thamnophis sirtalis is the source of this 1296-nucleotide messenger RNA. RefSeq names its product SH2 domain containing 4B (gene SH2D4B). Gene Ontology annotation, cellular component: cytoplasm. The record is from RefSeq and is a predicted model, not a curated record. NCBI's taxonomy places the organism in Eukaryota, Metazoa, Chordata, Lepidosauria, Squamata, Natricidae.
AUGCUGCAGCAAAUUUUGCGAGACCUGUACAUCGAUCCGGAGCUUCUGGCGGAGCUGAACGAAGAACAGAAACACAUCCUCUUUUACAAGAUGAGGGAAGAGCAAGUCAGGCGAUGGGAAGAAGGAGAGAAGGGAUGCCAAGAAGGAGACGUUAGCCUGAAGAGGACAAGUAGAUUUCAACAGAGUGACAGGAAACAUGUUCAGUGGCUUCAGGGAGCUGAUGGCGAGGUCUGGGUUUGGAUCAUGGGAGACGCCCCUGGAGACAAGUCAUAUGAGCAAAUUUCAGAGGAGCGUCUUGCAGAACGAGCCAGACAGCAGGCCCAGAAGGAAGCUGAAGAACUAUGGAAACAAAAGGAAGCUGAAAUCAGGAAGAAGUUCCGUGAUGCUAUGGCAAAGGAAAAAGCUCGAAUAGUGGCAGAGAAAUGGAAGAUAGAGGCAGAAGAUCGCAAAGCAGCCAAAUUGAUGGAGGAGGAGAAAAUCCAGGAGGAAUUAAAGAGAAGAGAAGAAGAAGAGAGGCAAAGAGGAGAGGAGCAAAUUCGAAAUCAGGAGGAACUCAGAGCUCAGGAGCUAUACAGGAGUCUCAAGGAGGCCCACCAAUGCAGCAAAUACAGUGAGAAAGAAGACCAUGAAUGGAAAGAACAGUUACGUCGUUCCAAGGCGGCAGAUGAAGAAAGGAGCCACAAGGCUCGCCAAGCUCGUGAUGAGUAUCAGAGGCACUCCUUACGGGCCAUCCGUAAAGGAAAAGUGGCUGAUCUAAGCAGCAUGUUCCAGGCAGCUGGUUUGAAUAUCGAACAAGAAACCAAACUGGCCAAUUCUUGCACCAUCCCAUCCUUGAAUGUGGUGACACCAAUCAGCAAAGCAUGGGAAUGGCCCCAGAGGCCUUUGUCCAGAGAAGUCAUCAUUCAGUGGUUCAAAGAGGAACAGAUUCCACGGCGGGCUGGCUUGGAAAGAAACUCCAACACUAUUGCUCCUUGGUUCCAUGGUAUUAUUACUCGUCAAGAAGCAGAAGAACUGUUGAUGCACAAGCCUGAAGGGACAUUCCUCGUGCGGGUCAGUGAUAAAAUCUGGGGAUAUGCCCUCUCUUACCGGCAUCACAAUGGCUUCAAACAUUUCUUGGUGGAUGCAUCAGGAGAUUUCUACAGCUUCCUGGGAGUAGAUCCCAACCGUCAUGCGACACUCACAGAUCUUAUCGAUUUCCAUAAGGAAGAAAUAAUAACAACUUCUGGUGGAGAGUUGCUUCUGGAACCUUGCAGACAGACGAAGAGCACUCCUGACUAUAAUUUGUUAUUUGAAUGA